This is a messenger RNA of Anguilla rostrata (American eel), 2536 nucleotides long. RefSeq names its product sclerostin-like. NCBI's taxonomy places the organism in Eukaryota, Metazoa, Chordata, Actinopteri, Anguilliformes, Anguillidae. Gene Ontology annotation, biological process: negative regulation of Wnt signaling pathway; ossification; negative regulation of BMP signaling pathway. Bases 235 to 891 code for a protein of 218 amino acids. The transcript has 2 exons. The record is from RefSeq and is a predicted model, not a curated record. Gene Ontology annotation, molecular function: BMP binding.
CCACACACCCCUCCGUGCGCGCCCUUGGUAACUCGCAUCCUAAAUGAGCUGGCGGGGCCGGGUCCCUCCCACUCUGACUAAGAACUUAAUUAUCGUUGCUUUUUUCUUCUUCGAACGAGGGGGUAUUUAAAUAGUUAGACCAAUAAAUUCAAGUUGAAUUCUACCAUCAGAACCCUCCCACGUCUACCCUGAAGACGCGCGUUCCAGUGCUGCCGACUACAGCUAAGCGUAGCGAUGCAGGUGUCUCUCGCGCUCGUCUAUUCCAGCUCCGUACUGUUCCUGCUUCAGGGCUGUUUCACCGCUGUCCGAGGAUGGAGAGUUUUCAAAAACGAUGCCACGGAAAACAUACCAGAUUACACCGAGGAGGCACAGUCCCCCGAGGAACCGCUACAACUGUCCAAUAAUACAUUGAACCGCCCGAAACAAGGAGUAAGAUCACUGGGAGGAAGGAGAUUUUCCAGUAACAGUCAACAAUCUUAUGGUUCGGCGGAGCUGAGCUGCCGGGAGGUGCGCCUGACCCGCCACGUCACCGACGGGCAGUGCCGCAGCGCCAAGCCGGUGAGGGAGCUGGUGUGCGCCGGGCAGUGCGUCCCCGCCCACCUGCUGCCCAACUCCAUCCUGCGGGGGAAGUGGUGGCGGGGCGGCGGGACCGAGAUCCGCUGCGUCCCCGCGCACUCCCGCGUCCGCCGCGUCCAGCUGCACUGCCCCGGCGGCGGCCGCAGGACUUACAAAAUGCGCGCCGUCACCUCCUGCAAGUGCAAGCGCUACACCCGCCAGCACAACCAGUCAGAGGUCAGGGCCCCACCCAGGCCCCACCGCAACAAGAAGCGGGCUCGCGGGAACCAGGACCAGAGCAGGAACAACAGCCCGGAGACGGGCAACUCGUACUGACACUGCCCGGCUCCCAUCUCAGACUCACACACACACACACACACACACUCACACACACGUACAUGCCACACACACCUACGCCCCCCCACACACAACGCCUCUCCUUCACGAGCGGGAGAAGAGUAGAAACGCGCUAACCAGCGGGAGACUGUGUGUCGGACUUCUGCACCGAGCAUCGUUCACACCCGUAGCCCCAGAACUUUGCCUCAGCAUAAUUGUCGGUUAUUUCGCACGAUCCCUCGAGUCUUAGAGAGUGGGACAGUUUGCGAGUGUUGAAGGCAAAAGGACUACUCUGACAGGACAUCCUAUUGGAGAGGGAAGACCCAGUGGACCUUUCCGCUGUGCCGUUGAGAAGUUCCUGUUUGCCCAAUGAGAAUUUCCUCCUUAUUUGAAAAUACAUCUCCGCACAGCAAGCAGAGCUCCAGUCUCAGGGCUGGAAAACAAGUGCAAGCCAUUGGCAGCUAGCGCCCACAGAGCUGACUGUUUUCUCUCAUCGAUACGUCAUCUGUUGCUCUCUGAUAGGAAGCUCCCUGCCUUGUGAACCUGUUCCUUUGUUGCUUUUGUGGCUGUUCGGCCCCCAGAGCUUCAGCCUGCUCGAUUUGGCCGUAUUACAACUAAUGUCCACAGCAUCUGGACAACCUCCAGAGCACGUGACCCCCAGGGCAAGCUGGGCCGCCCACCAGCGGCCCACUGCAAGGAGCUCCAAGGCUCAUUUUCACGGGAUCGCCCUAACUGGCGGGGUUCUGUGUGACUGUGAGCUGGACCCAGCACCACGACGGGUGAACUUAACCUUUUAAACCAACAGAGAGCACUUCAAGUUCAGCUCUGCCAGGGGCAAUGAGUAUUACCCGGACCAAAACUGUGACUUGUUUUAAUUACUAAAUUAUCCCAUUCCAGCACUUAGGAUGUGAGUCAUUGAAAGGCAUUCCCUCUAGACAUUUCCUGUUUGCUACAAGAGAAGAAAAUGGACGCUCCAGUGAUUGGGGGAACAUGCCAACACCCAGGCCUUGGCCGUUCUUUUAUCCUACCUGGGGGACUGAACUGUAAACGCUUCCAUGACCAGUCACGGUCUACGUUAACUGCCAAAAGGCUCAACGCUGCCCAGGCUGGACCCAGAAUGCAGUAGAAUCAGGAAAAACACAAAGCAACAAAAAAGCUUAAAAAAGCUAAAUGAGAUUCAAGCUAAAUCAUGUUGAGGAGAACCUCGUGUCCUGUGGCUUUAACCAGAGUCUUUGAUGGUCCAGUCUGUGCUUAGGAUGCGUUGGGCCUAUUCCUAGGAAAUCAAGAAAUUCACUUUAUUUCUCCUAGGUGCUCAAGGUCCAUAUGUUCUUCAUGAUUGGUUGCUGAUUCUGUUUUUGUAAACAGUGCCUCCAAUAUUUGCUUCUUUUUUUUUGUUGCCAAGUUAGCAGAAUUGUGUUAAGCACUGACUGUACAUACCGCACCUGUGUGGUCUGCUGGACUGAAUCCCUCACAUGUCACUCAGCUGAAAGGGGGGGGAAGGAAAAAGACCACAGACCGACCAUUGCAAACAUUUAAUAUUUAUUGUUUCCUUCUUCUGAAUUAUUUAUACGGCAUUUUGUAGUUACGGUAGCUGCUACUGUCAUGUAGAGGAAAAGAACGACUGAAUAAAGUAAAGGAAAAUCUA